AAGCCCCCCUCGCCAGAAGGUGGAGUACCAUCCCCCGUUCACUAUUAAAUUCUCCGCCUAUAAAGUUGUAGCGUGAGGCGCGCGCCCGCCUCAGAAACACUCCACCCUUCGUUCCAUGAUCCUGCAUUGAGGAUUCUCACGAUGAGAGCAUUACAAAUAUUAUUACUUGUGCUGCCUUUAUGCACCGCGCAGUUUCGCAUUCAAGGGCCCAGCGACGGCAAUCGUAGGGCGCAGGGUCUAAAAUACGACAAUGAUAAGGGAAUUCAGUACGAUGAUCAAAGAGAUUCCUUAGGCACCGGUGAUUUUUCCAUAACGGGUGCGUCAGACGGAAGUUCACAAAUUCAAGGAGCCAGCGACGGCAACUCAAAUUUCCAGAUUCAUGGAGCCACUGAUGGUCUCGCUAAUUUUCACAUUCGAGGGCCGACUGACUCCAACGCUCAGUUCCAAAUUCAAGGGGCUACCGAUGGAAAUGCCGAUUUCCAGAUUCAGGGAGCUACCGAUGGAAACGCUAAUUUUCACAUUCAAGGAGCUACCGAUGGAAAUGCUAAUUUUCACAUUCAAGGAGCUACCGAUGGAAACAGUCAGAGUUCGAUUCAAGGGCCACAAGAUCACAAUCAGAGAGCUUUGUCGUACAAGGAUUCAUCAGGCUCGACACUGAACUGGAAAUCUUAUCAGCAUUCGGCAAGGCCACAGCCUCAGGUCCAAUACGAAGAGCCUGUUCAGUACGCCCCAGCUCCUGCCCCUCGUCGGAAAUCUGGGAGACGACCACAAGGUCAAUCCCAACCAAUUCAGGCCCCAGUAGCACCAGAGAACAACUACAAGGUAUUUAACUCUGCACCACCUGCGAUUCAGCAGCUGCUACAGUUCCAGCAGCAAGCUCCUUAUCAGAACAUCAUCCCUCCACAAUUCAGAUAUGACUUCCAUGGUCCUCCACCUGCUGCUGUGGGUGGUCAGCAAGAAGAGGCAUCACCUGUAGCAUCUCUUCCUCAAGAACAACCCACGCGCUCGCAAUAUCGAGCGAAAGCUCGAGGACGCCCAAGGGAGCGACGCGCUGCUCAAGGUCAGUCUCGUCACAGACAACAAAAGGCACCUCAGAGAAUUGCUGGACCACCUGCAGAACCCCAGCCUCAUCUAUCCAGUAAUAUACCAGCUACCAUUCAAGGAAUCCUGGACUUCCAAGCGAAAGCACCUUACGUCAAUCACAUUCCUGAGCAAUGGAGAUACGAAAGACUGCUAGAACAGGAGAAGAACCUUCCGCCACCUCAGUAUCAACGUCAGCCAGCACCGCAGCCGGUUCGCCACAGCCAACGGGUUAGGGAGAGGAGAGAAGCUCAACACCAACAAGGGCAACCCAAGUACAAUGCUAAUCUUCCAGGUCAUCUCCAAAAACUAUUGCAGUUCCAGGCUUCCACCCCCUAUACUAGUGUGAUCCCUGAACAAUACAGUUACGAGAAACUCCUGGCAGCGCAGAAGGGCCAACACAGACAGAAACGUCAAUCUCCGGCAUAUCAGCAUAGUCAGCAAUCCCAGGUGGAUCUUUCCCAAUACAGGAGAAUAUCCCAGCCCCAACAGUCUCAGCAGUCGCUUCCCCAGUACUCCUCGAACAUUCCGGGAUCGUUGAAGCAGCUCCUGAACUUCCAGUCCCAAGUGCCUUACGAUAUCAUCGCCAACAACAUUCAAUACCGUCUCGACAAGCCCUACGUUCCCCAGCCAGUGCAAGCACCUCAGCCAGCACCGAUCUCUCAGGUCCCUCAGCAUACUCAGAGACCUCAGCCGUUAGCUCCUCAGUAUCAACAGGCUCAGAAACCCGUCUAUCAACUCCCCCAGAAUGAAUUCCCUUCCUCUCAACCCCAGUAUCAGCAGCCACAAGGAUCUCUUUAUCAGCCGAGCCCCCUUGCUCAACCACAAUUCCAGCAGGCACCUCAAGCUCAUCAAGGUCUCCUUCAGCCUUCCCCUCUUCAACAGCCCCAACAAGCUCAAAGACCUGUAUAUCAGAAUCCACAACAAUUGGGACAGUAUCAACCGAAUCUUCAGUCUCAGUUGAUUCGUCCUCAGUCGCAUCCUAAUCAGCUUCCGCAAUUUAAUCGGCCAUAUCAGUCUUCCUAUGCACAACAGAACAAUCCUAUUCGUCCUGUUACGGAGAAUCAGUAUUGACGGGGGAAAUUCUAGAAAGGAGCGAGACAAAGUGAAUUCCAAAUCGUCAACGAGGUCGUUUGGCUCGUUAAUGCUGGGAUCACUGAGAAAUUGAUCGAGCAUUCAUCUUUUCUUGUCCUUCUUCAGUUGAGAAGUGCGAUGAUUCGUAAAUAUUUCUUACUUUAGUUCUGUAUUGAAGGGCCAAUGAUGAUUAUUUAGAAUCAGAAGAGAUCAUCUGCGACUCUGGGCUUUUCGAAGGAAAUUGGAAUUUUGAGGGAUACGAACCGGACUACCUGCUCACAUCGAUCACACCCUCAUUUUGGCUUAUCCAUAAUUGAAUCAUAAUCAUACCGAUUUUGAGUAAAAGGAAUGAUAAAAAAUGGUAAUUCGUCCAUUAAACAUUUUCCUGAUGAUGAAGUGUCUGUUCUAAUAAGAUGAUCGUUCAUAUCAACGAUAAAAUUAAAAGCUCAAUAAAUUAUUACGUUUCCCUCCAAGACAGAAUUAAUCAUAAGUUCUUUUUGUAAUAUGCCUUGUUCAUUCAAUGUGAUACAACCGGAAGAAAUCAUAACACCUGAUAAUUAUUGUAUUUAAGAUACUUUUUGUACGAUUUAAAUAUGGAAUAAACACAACUAUUUUAGAUUAAACAA
Diachasmimorpha longicaudata is the source of this 2780-nucleotide messenger RNA. RefSeq names its product DNA translocase FtsK-like. The record is from RefSeq and is a predicted model, not a curated record. The coding region runs from base 142 to 2154 and encodes 670 amino acids. Lineage: Eukaryota; Metazoa; Arthropoda; Insecta; Hymenoptera; Braconidae. The transcript has 6 exons.